Molecule: messenger RNA, 1335 nt
Organism: Phaeodactylum tricornutum CCAP 1055/1
Lineage: Eukaryota; Bacillariophyta; Bacillariophyceae; Surirellales; Neidiaceae
Exons: 1
Coding region: 75-1289 (404 amino acids)
Biological process (GO): peptidyl-aspartic acid hydroxylation
Cellular component (GO): endoplasmic reticulum
Molecular function (GO): protein binding; peptidyl-aspartic acid 3-dioxygenase activity
Source: RefSeq, a predicted model, not a curated record
CUCCAUGUAGUCUUGCAAGUUGAAAGUGGACCAUCUACGACAAGAGUUGUCAGCAUUUCUCGCAAGCUGUCGACAUGUCGACCGAGACUCAAUUUCUUGAUAAAUGGUGGCAAGGUAUUGGGUUAUGGUAUAACGCACAGGCCUACGAGAAAGCUAUGACUUGUUGGGAAGAUGCAUCCAGAGAAAAUGUCUGCGAUGACAAAAUUUCCAACCUUCUCGUUUUCUUGGCGGGGUGCUACUUGGACGCGAGAAAUUUCGUUAAGGCAAGAGAGUGCUGCUUGAGGGCCCUGGAAAAUCGAUGGGAUCGCCCUACCGCUUUCCUAGCUACAGGGGAGUAUAUUGCAUCGUACGAGGAAGACGAUACCGAGCACGAACCGUGGAAGGAAGCGCUUCGGAUAGUAAAGAAAGCCAUAAAAAAAGGCUCAAAUAUGUGGGUAAACCCCUACCAAAGACCAGGAUUCCUUUAUCGUCCAAUAGCACCAAAACAAAAACACAUUUACGAAGAGGUUGAGCAACCGAGUUGGUGUCGGUCAUUGGAGACUAAUUCCAAUCAAAUCUUGAAUGACUUUAAGGACUUGUAUAAGCAUGGAAAGAGCUUGGCCGAGUGUCCAACGCAUUGGCCGGCUGUUGGUUCUGGUUCACAUCGAGAUGGCGCUGGUCAACAUGACGGGUCUGUCCUGGUUGGGGAUUGGCGCGAAAUAGUUUUGUUUGGUUCUGGCGGACAGCCACACCUUGCCCCGUUUACGACUCGCCUCCUCCAACAAUACGCCCCUGACGCCAUCGACCUGGCAAAUGCUGGUGGGGGCGAGAUAAUUUUCAGCGUAUUGGGUCCGAAGGCCCGAAUCCAACCCCACUGCGCGGGGCACAAUUUGAGACUGACAGCCCAUUUGGGUCUCGUAAUCCCUUCUCGGAACGACCGCUGUCAAAUUCGCAUCGCUGAUGAUUGGCGUGAUUGGGAGGAAGGAAAAGUAUUGGUGUUUGACGAUUCAUUUGAGCAUGAGGUACGGAAUGACAGCAACCAAAUUCGAGCGGUACUUUUGCUUAGGUUUUGGCAUCCGUCGUUACUGACUUCAGAACGGCACUCCGCACUGGAAAGCGUUAUGAAAGCAAAGCAAGAGGACGGCCUUCGGCGUUGCUGUCCACCACUACCGGUUCCCAAUUGUUGGGUAGAAGAUAGAGGUAUGGAGCGUACAAACUGUGAAAAAUGUACGAGGACAGGGCACCAAUCCAUACGGAUUCAAAAGCCAUCUGAAUUUCUCUGUGUGUGUGGGUUGUCGAUAAAUCAAUGACAGUUGUGCUUGAUACGUUAAAAAUUUAAUUUCCCAUGAAGUAGAA